Molecule: messenger RNA, 2890 nt
Organism: Arachis duranensis
Lineage: Eukaryota; Viridiplantae; Streptophyta; Magnoliopsida; Fabales; Fabaceae
Exons: 4
Coding region: 1-786 (261 amino acids)
Source: RefSeq, a predicted model, not a curated record
AUGUGGCAUGCUGAUGUGGAUGGUUGUACCACGUGUCAUAAUGUUAUUAGGCCACGUCCGCCGCCCCUUAAUCAGCAAGCAAAACACAAACCAACACACACCCAGCAAAGAAAAGAAACAGAAAGGAAAGGGAGAAGAGGGAUCCGCAGAGAAAGAAGGAAGAAAGGGGAGACGGAAGCAGGGGAAGGGGAGAAGAGAGGGAGCUGUGAUCCACAGAGGAAGGAGGAGGGAGACCGUCGCUGCAGCUACGCCACUGCCACCGCGUCCUGUUGCCAGCGCCGCCACCGUCCAGCUCGAGCCACCACUGCGCCAUUUGUCACCAUCGCGGGGAAGCCCAGAACUGAGGAAGAGAGCCGCGCGAGGAGUAGGAGGCGUCGCCAUCGGUGGAGCCCGCGUCGUUGCCGUUGCCGUCGCCGUCGAGGUCUUCCCGUCGUCGUUCCUCACCACUGCCGAGCCGCCGUCGACGCAGAUCUGACUAGAGGAGAAGAGGGAAAUGCGACCAGAACGGGAUGGAAGGGAAGGAAGCCACCUGCAUCGCUACCAUCAAGCCAUCUCUGUCGUUGCUGCCGUCAGAAACCGCCACUGAAGCUUCUGUUUUCUUGGAGUUUAUUUAUCGCGAGUUGCCGCCGUUGGAGCCACCACUGGAGCUACUUCCAUUCAGUUCAGCUGUUCUUCCUUAUUACAAUAGGUUCGAGUUCUGUAUGUUGCAUGUUGCUUUUAAGUUGCUGUGAUUGCUGCGAAAGUGAUCAGAGGCCGAGGUUUCGGUUGCUGUUGGUUUUGAGCUGAGAGAAAAGAGCUCCGUUUGCGCAUUUGGUUUAUGAUUUCGCUUGUCGAGGUAGGGGCUGUUUAUAAAAACUAAUUCAUUUUAAAUUGAAAUUGUUAUAAAUAGAUAUGACAUGCUAAAUGUAUUUCUGGUGAUUAUGUAAGUCUUAUGCAUUGUCUGAUUUGUCUUGGAUGAAUAUGGUUGUCUGUUGAAUUAAAAUAAUGUCUGAUUUUGUUAAAUGGAGGUUUCUGAUUGUUUUGAUUUGAAAUGAUCUUUAAUAUUUGAAAGUUUGAAUUUGGUUUUAUUGGAAACUGAUUUGGUCUUGAACCCGAUGGAAAGGGGUUGAGGAUUGGUUUGACUUGGAUCCGAAAGGGUGGUAAAGUCCAAGUUUUAGGGGAGAUAUUGCCGAAAUUUCUAUAAAAUUUCGAGACUUUAUUUGAAAUGUUAUUUUAAAAAUAAUGAAUUAUGCUUUGAAUUGAAUUAUUGACAAUGAAUUAUGUUGGAACUUAUUUUAUUAAGAAAAUUAUUAUAUUGUGAAUAUAAUUUAUUUAAGAAAAGAAUUAUGUUUUAAAGUCGAUUUAAAGAUGAAAAUUCUUAUGUUUUGGAAUUUGAUUUAAGUAAACAGAUUUGGAGGAGUUUAGUGGAUUUAAAAGAAACUUGAAUUUCAAGUAACUAAUUUCGUUUGACGAUGUUUUAGGAAAGGUUGAAAUAUUCUCUCAAACUUUGAUUUAGUAAAACUGAAACAAUUUCUGAGCAUUUGGAAACAGAUUUAAGAAUGACAUUGAAAAUUGGUUUUCAGUUUAAAAGGAUUUGGUUUUGGUUUAAGAAGUUUUGAAAUCGGUUCGGAAUGUUUGGAUAUAUGAUUUGGUUUUGGUUUUUGAUGAAUUUAAGAAAAUGAGUUAGGUUAUUCACCCCUAAAGUCUUGAGACUCUGGUGAGAAAUUUUAUGGCCAAAUCCUGAUUUAGAAAUGAAUGAUUUUGAGUCUUUCAAAUGAGAUUUUGAAUUUGGCAUGAUUUUAAAAUUGUUUGAAAUUUUUGAAAAGAUGUGGAAAGUAGCUCCAUUUUGAAAACUGAUUCUUGGCAAGAGGUGAAUUGAAUACAUUUGUUAUUUGAAAGUAAAUUGGCCAAGAAUGAUUUUUACAAUAAGAUAUUGAGUUUGAUUGAUUGUGGAUAUUACUGAGAAUAUGUUGAGGGUUUCUGACUUGACAAAGAUGGUGGUAUAAUCCCACUUGCUCAGUGCGUAAACCGUUGUGCAGGGAUGGUGGUUUUAUCCUGCCUGCAGUGAGGAUGGUGGUUUUAUCCCGCUCACGUAUUGAUAAAUUGUUUAGCAAGGACGGUGGUGUGAUCUCGCUUACAUAUUGUUUUGUGUGCCCAGUAAGGAUGGUCGUUUAAUCCCGCUUACUCUGGAGGCAAGGACGGUGGUUUAAUCCCGUUUGCGUGUUUCGAGUAAGGAUGGUGGUUUAAUCCCGCUUGUUUAUGGAACCUACGGAUAAGGAUGGUGGUUUAAUCCCGCUUAUCCGAGUCGGGUCUGGCAACAUAACCGACGCGUGAGCUCAUGGCCAGUAGGACAGACAUGCAUCAUUUGCAUCUACGUGACAUUGAUUGGGUGUGUUUAUUGUAUAUGUGGUUUGUCUAUGUGAAUAAUUAUGCUUAAUUAUUAAUUGCUCAACUUGAUGUAACUGUUUGAUUAUGCUUGAACCUUCUACCUGUGUUUAUGACUAAAAUUGGUUGAAUCUGUGGUGAAUUAGUUGUGGAUUGAUUUGUUUGGGCCUAGAGCCGUAGUUGAUUACGAGAUGGGUCAAAGAUCGUGUUUGAUUUGAGUUUUUGGUUUAGAAAAGUAUGAAAAAUUAAACUGGUUCAGCAUAGAUUUAAUGAACCUAUGCUUGGAACAGUUUGGUCAUUCAUGCUGUCUAGGAAAAACAUUUAAAAAUACUUUUGGAUUUAUGAGAAAUUAACAUUUUUCCCUUUCAAAAAGACUUUCGAAUUUUGAAUAUUAAAUCUUUGGUUUUGAAAAGGUGCAUAAGACAGUUAUUAAUCACUGUACUUUAAAAACGGUCUUAUUUUCGUAUUUUAUUAUAGCAAUUUUGUGACCCUAUAGUGAGAACCCUUUCAAGGACGAUGUUCUCAC